AUCAAUUAGAGUAAAAGCACUGGUUGCUAUAGCUACCUAUCAACAAGAAGCCAUGGCCAAGUUUGUGGUUGCUGGAAAAGCUGAUUGUCCUCGUUUUGCAAGAGCAGAGCUGCUAGCAGACAAACUGUCAGCCUCUCUCCCACACUUUAGAGUCCACAAGGUGGUACAAUCAAGUUCUGACUGGCCGUCGUGGUUAAAGGACCAAUGUUCUGCUAACGAAUGGUCCCACUCGAGUUCCCCUCUCGUGUGGCGUGAGCUAGUGGAUAGAGGAGGCAAGGGGCUCUAUCUAGGAGGGCUGGAAACUUUCACCGAAUAUGCCGCCCAUUAUCAUGAUAUUCAUCCUGACAGUGACGUUCAGAUGGAGGAAAGCAUUGCAGCCGAAAAUCAGGUUACAUUUGAAAACGACCAAAUCCAGGCUGCAAAUGCCCCCAAACCUAAUCCUCUUCGUGUGGCUUUUACCAACGCAUCGUCUACGAUUGUGUAUCAUCUCUCACAGCUGGUUGCCUCAGGGAGGGUGUUUGGAGACAAGCAAAAAGUGGCUAUUCAGCUCUACGAUUCGGAUCAAAAAUCAGAGCUGGAGGGGUUAAAGAUGGAAUUAGAGGAUCUGGCAUCACCUCUAUUAAUUGAAGUGACUGUUGCUAGGACACUACAGGAAGCAUUUAACUCUGUCACCACUGUAUUUAUUCUUGAUUAUCCAUACCAAGGUACUGAGGUCCCGCAAGUCGAAGAUACUAUUCUAAAUUGCUAUCAUGACUACGCCACAACUAUCGAUUUCUGUGCAAGCAAAGACGUUCGAGUUAUUGUCUCCGGUUGCCAUGGAAAUCUGGGUGCUUCGAUCAUAGCCAAGUAUGCCACAUCCAUCUCAAAGUCGAAUGUCAUUGCUUCAUCUUGUUUGGUGGAGCAACAAGCAAAAUCGAUUUUGGCACAAAAGCUACAUGUAAACGGAGGAGACAUCAGCCAUGUGUGUGUGUGGGGACGUACGAGUGGACCAGAGGCACUGGUGGAUCUGGACCACACUCGAGUCCACCACUUCAAUGGCUCAAUAGUUGGACCCGACCAAUACAGUGUACCUAUAACAAGGUGUUUGUUUGAGCCUGACUGGGUGAGUAUUGAGUUCCCCUCCCUCCUCUCCUCUCGUCACAGUGCUCUCACUGGCUACCAUGCCCACCCGUCAGGAGACAAAGUGUCUCUUGUGGAAGCUGUGGGACUGGCGCGACUUGUACGAGUGUGGGAGGAGUGUGGGUGUGACUGGGUGCCUGUGGGGGUGGUGUGUGAGGGUGGAGACGAUUCCUACGAUAUUCCCGAUAAUGUAGUGUGCUCGUUACCAGCUCGAUGCGUAAGCGGAGAGUGGGUGGUGGUCAAGGGAAUUCCCCUAAAAGAUGAAAUCAAGGAGAGUCUGUCAAAGCAAGUGAAGGAACUCAAGACUGAACUUGAUAAUGCAAUAGAAAAGCUUAAAACUGACCGACCAUAAUUAUUCGAGUUUUAUUUCAAUGCCAUAUGAAAACAAUGCUCAACUAUUCAAUUAUCUUUAAUAACUAUAUAUUAUAGCUGUGCUCUA
This is a messenger RNA of Halichondria panicea, 1558 nucleotides long. Its product is annotated as putative malate dehydrogenase 1B. The record is from RefSeq and is a predicted model, not a curated record. Gene Ontology annotation, biological process: malate metabolic process; tricarboxylic acid cycle; oxaloacetate metabolic process. The transcript is spliced from 5 exons. Bases 53 to 1471 code for a protein of 472 amino acids. NCBI's taxonomy places the organism in Eukaryota, Metazoa, Porifera, Demospongiae, Suberitida, Halichondriidae. Gene Ontology annotation, molecular function: L-malate dehydrogenase (NAD+) activity.